UCUCAGAGAACAGCAACACCACCGCUGCUGAAAGUGUGGUGAUGAUCCCAUGAAUGGCUGUCCAUUCUGUGCUUGAUAAGCUCUAGUGAGGAAUAGCCAGCCAGCUCUGUAGGUAAUAGAUUCCAUUGUCAAAGACCUCUUACCAUCAAUAAGAUUCUCCUCAUGUUCAACCAAAAUCUACCUCCUCCUAACUGAAGUCCAUUAGCUCUCAUCUUGCCCCCUGGGGCAAAGGAGAAAAUUCAAGACAAACACUGCCCUCUAACCUCUGUGUUUCUGACUAAAGGAGAAGAGGUGUAAAGGUCGGAUCAGCUGUAAACUUAGAAUGUAAACUCUCUGGAUUUUAAGGAGUGGUUUUUGGCAGCUCUUGAGUUGCCUAACAUGUAGCCUUCUUUCUUCCUAAGUCAGCACGUAACGGGGCAGCAAGGAGAGUGCCAGAAACACUAUUUAGGGAAGCGAGAGAACAGGAUAGAACGGCAGGGGGAUGUAAGGAAGCAAACAUUGAAGUUUGCAUUAGAAACCUGGGAUCUCAGGUUUAGGACCCUUGAGUAAAAUGGCCGUCUUGGCCUUCAUCUUUUUGUUGGCCUUUGUCCAAGCUGAAUCUGCAAGCCUUUUAACUUCAAGUCCCAUAUUUGGACCACGGCAGGUGACUGGCUUGCUUGGCGGCUCAGUUACCGUGAAAUGCUUUUACCCUCCCACUAGUGUGAAUAGACACAGCAGGAAGUACUGGUGCAAGGAAUCAACACGGCAAUGUUCAACCAUCAUUUCUAGCAAUGGCUAUGUUGCCAGAGAAUUCAAAGGCAGAGCCUUAAUAACAGACUUUCCAGAGAAUGGCAUAUUCACUAUAUUAAUAUCAGAGCUGAGAAGGGGAGACAUGGGGAUGUACAAAUGUGGUGUUUCACUAAAUGACAAUGGACUGUCUUUCAGAGUGAAGCUGGAUGUUUCCGAAGAUUCAACAGUUCCUGAUGAAGCUCAACUCAUUUAUGUUGAGCAGUAUGGAUCAGUGACUGUGAACUGUGACUUGGGUGCGCAAUAUGCAAGUGCUCGGAAGUACCUGUGCAAGAUGUCAAAGAAUGAUUGCUACACUGUUAUUGACUCGUAUGGAAAAAUUGACCCAUCCUACGAAGGAAGAGUUCUGCUGAGCUUUCUCGGGACUCCUGGAUCAUUCAGUAUCUUUAUGACUCAGUUAAAGAAGAAAGAUUCAGGGUCAUAUCUCUGUGGAGCUGGGAUUUAUGGGGCAGGGGGAGAAUCCAAGGAACUGGAUCUACAUGUCUAUGAAGGGGCUUUGGUGCCCAAAGGACAACCUGUAGCAAGAGGAGUCCAAGGUGGAUCAGUGUCUGUUGAAUGCCAUUAUGAUCCAAAAGAGAAUUAUACACGCAAACAGUGGUGCAAGUUAGAAAAAAACAGAUGCACUCCAUUAAUAAAUGACUUUGGGUGGGUGAUGGAUUCCUAUGAGGGAAGAAUAGUGAUGCAUGAUAACCCAGAAAAUGGAACAUUCACCAUCCUGUUGAACCAACUGAAUGAGAAGGAUGCAGGGUUCUACUGGUGUGUAGUAGAUGGAAAAGAGGAAAGAAGGUCAGCAACAGAGCUGAAGAUUGUAGAAGGGAUACCCAAUUUAGUAAUAGAUAAUGAGAUCAACGCUGUUGUCGGUGCCCCACUGAAACUAUCAUGCUCUUACACAUGUGAAUAUGCUGCUUAUGAGAAGUAUUGGUGCAAGUGGAAGAAUACUGGGUGUGAACCUCUCGUUUUAUCCACCCAAAAUGAAAAUGGCUUGGUGGUUAACUGUGAUGCAACCAAUAGAAUUUUGUCGCUGAACUUUGACCAAGUGUCACAAACAGAUCAAGGGUGGUAUUGGUGUGGAGUCAGACGUGGAAGUCACUAUGCAGAAACAACUGCAAUGCAUCUGGAAGUGCAAGAAGUGUUUCAAAACCCUAAAGAAGAUUCCAGUUCCGACAAAGAACCCAGUGAUGUUAUAAAUCCUAAAGUCGACCCAAGAAGCAGGGGCCUUCCCUUAAAUGAAGCUAAGGAGGCAACUGGAGUUGGAAGCCCAGUAGACAGCCAUGAAGAUAGUAAAACUUCCUCAGUUCUGGUCUCCACUUUAGUCCCCCUUGGAGUUGUGUUUCUGCUUCUUGUCGCAAUUGGUAUUGUUGUGAAGCGCAAGGUUUUCAAGCAUUCAGAUUUGGUCUCAGUUGGGAGCUACAGGACAAACAUCAGCAUGACAGAUUUUGAGAAUGUGAGACAGUACGGAGCAAAGGACAAUGUAUGCAUGGAAUAUGCUAAUGAGACCCAAUUAGGGAUGAUGGAUGAGAAUAUAACCAGUGGCAGUCCUAAGGAGACUGGUAAACCAAAGAAGACAAAGAGGGGCUCCACGGAGGAAAUUGAGAUGGCUUAUACCACAGUCCUGCUGAAUGAAGGCAACAAGACCCCUGCAAGAAGAGACCAGGAACAAUAGAGCUUUGCAGAUGGCUGAAGAGUUUCAUUGCAAAUGCUUUGGAAGACCGGUGGAAGCCAAUUAUGCAAUAAUGAGUAAAGGCAGCCUGUGAUUAGAAUAAGUAAAUAGCGAGCUAUGCUGAGAUGCUAAUAUUUCCACAAAUUGUCUCAGUUUUGCCACAUGCUAUACAAUAUUUCUUGAUCAGCAUAAACCCCUUUAAGGGUCAAUAGUGUCAUUUCAAAGUUAUAUAAAUCAAAUUAAUAAAGUUUUGUGAUUUAGGAGAAAUGUACUGAUGGUAAGAGCAGUUAAACAAUGGAAGCAAUUACCUAGAGGGGUGGUGGGACUCUCCCUCACUGGAAGUCCUCAAGCACAGGCUGGACAGUCAACUGUUAGAGGUGCUGUAGCUCUGGAUUUCCUGGAUAAAGCCUGGCGUUGAAUUCAAUCCCCUACAAAUCUGUGCUUGCUUGCUUGCUUGAUUUAUCUUCUUUCUCUCAUCACAUCCACACAAAACAUUUAAAGCCCUAUUACACCACUUUAGAAGUCAUGGAAAUUGUAUUUUGUUAUGGGUGCUGACCUUGCAGAGCUGCAUUUCCCAUGAGUCUUCAUGACUGUUAAAAUAAUACAAUGGUGCUUUAAAUGUAUGGUGUGGAAGCCCCCUGCCCUCUUUCCACUCUACCACAUUUCAGAGAUUUUCAUUUCAUGCAAUUUUAUUGAGAAAAUGUAAAACAAAACAAAAUGAAUCAAUAAUCAGAAAAGAAAUGAAACUAGCAUCACAUAAUCAUGCAAUCAUGAAUAGAAGGAAAGGGAUGGGGAGGAUGGGCGGGAACUGAUUCUGUACCUGAUUAUAUCUGUGAAACGCUGAAACAUUUUAAACUAAUAGGUAUUGAUGUUGAAACUUUGUACAAAUGUUGUGUCCAUCUGUAUACGAAAACAACAGCUGGAUUUUGCUGUUGGUGGACUCUAUAUAAUGAGAAAAAUAAUCGUUUAAAAAUUAAUUCAGUAAACGCAAAACAUAAAAAUAUAAUUUUUUGUUUGUGAGCCUGACUCUGUAGUCUAUAAUCAUCUGGAAUCAAGUGACUUUAUAGUUAUUUGUAUGCAAUGUUUUUGAGCAGUGUGUUUUGACAUAAAAAUAUCCUGAAUGUGAAUUUGGGAGUUGAAUUUGUUGCUGAUUUUGAGAGAGAACUCAUGAUUUUGAGAGAGAGCCACAUUGUCAAGAUCUGGAUAUAUGUAUCCAUUACUGGAUGAAGUGUUUACAUUUUACAACAGGGAGACAACCCUGAAUAGCAAAUGCAACAUAGUUCUGUUACACACUUGAUAGAGCAAACUGGAGUCAAGUGUUGAACACCUGGUAAGCACUCUUUUGUCCAUCAUUUUUGAUCUGUGGCCAUUUCAAUAGGAACCAAAUCAUUGGGAGGGGGGAAUAAAUUUUGCUUUGUUAAGAAUAAAAGGGGUUGAUGGCUCCUUUACUGUGCCUCAUAUAUUACAUAGUGAUAGAGUUUAAACCUUUGGUCACACUGCAAGGCUGUAGUACUAUAUCUAUUUUAUCAGUAGAUAUGAUGCUACAGUUCCUCCAAUUGUAUUCAUUUGGACAGAAUUUCAGUUUCUAUGCAUUAGAACUGAAAAGAAGUGUCAAGUUAUUUCUGCUGACAUUUGGUGAAUGCAUAUUCCGUGAGUUCGCUUCCCCCCUUUCCUCAUUUUAUCAGUUUUAGAUCAAAGCAGAAGCACUUCGGUGGUUGGCUGCUGUGAGAACAGGACA
Messenger RNA from Zootoca vivipara (common lizard), 4184 nucleotides. It is a transcript of the gene PIGR, whose product is annotated as polymeric immunoglobulin receptor. The record is from RefSeq and is a predicted model, not a curated record. Gene Ontology annotation, molecular function: transmembrane signaling receptor activity. Lineage: Eukaryota; Metazoa; Chordata; Lepidosauria; Squamata; Lacertidae. Gene Ontology annotation, cellular component: plasma membrane.